CACAGUAGCAAAGUAGAACCUUAAGGCUUUUCCCUACCUCAGAAAAUUGGCUAGUCUUAUCCGAUUCCCAUCCCACCAACGCCCAAACUAUCAUAGUUUCUCUUCUAUUCUCUGCAGUCUGCCCUGGGAAGUUGCGACUUGCGAGCUAUGGCGUGUGCUAUGAGCCAACUCCUCUACCCAACACGUGCGUCUUCCCAAGCCCACUUGCAAUCCUCUCCUUGUCUUCCCGUUUCUCGCUCAUUCCUAAUAACCUCUGGCGGGGCCAAGACUCGCAUCUCCGGGCUCGUUGAAUUCUACUGCGACCAGAGUCUGACGGUAGUGGCCAAAUCUUCGCAGGAAAAUGAUGGCAUUGUGGCUGCUGACGAUGACAAUGAAGAUGGAGUCUCUUUGGGAACCCUGAAGUUGCCUGGGAAUACUGACCUUAACAGAUUUGAGAGCUUGCUUUUCCAGUGGGCAAACAGUCUUUGCCAAGGAGCUAAUCUGCCACUCCCAGUGCCAUUAAAGCUGUCCACUACUGAAAUCUUCCAUUUCCAGCUUCUGCAACCUUCUAUUCUUCACAUUCCUUCAGAGGCUUGGGAGUCAGGCCCACGUUAUCAGUUUUUGGGCUGCUUGCAUCAAAUAGACUUUCUUAUCUCUAUAAAUUCUUGUCAGACCUUGUGCAUUGUUGGAUUGAAUGGAUACUCUCAUCUCAGUUGCUUCCUUCUAUUAUUAUUAUUUUUUCAUAGAAAAAAAAUCUUAAAUGCUGGCACGCUGCAGACUGCAGUAUUCUGAAUUUCUGAUACUCAAUCUUGUCGUACAUAAUUUUGCUUUUUCUUGCCUUGAUCAUUAACUUGAGUAUUGCUUCUGUCCUCAACUUGCACAGGCAAUUUAUCGUUUUGUUUUGUUUUCUCCUGUCUUAAAUCUGGACGCAUGAAGCAUUUUUCUAAUAGUUAAAUGUUUGGAUAUAGAUUUGUGUAUUUAUUACAUAUAUUUUAAUUAAUUCUGUACAAAUCUUUCCAUAGAUAUCUGAUCUGGUUGGUUUUUAUAUGAGAUCAAGUUUUUUCAGCUGUCAUGUUAGGUUCAAAAAGUUGCCAGGUUUAUAGACAUUGCCUUCAUCAUCAUUACUCAUCAUGUAAAAUUAAUCGUCUUUGCAUAAUUCCUAUCAAAUCACUUAUUUGUGAUUCAUAUGAGUUAUUUUUUGCUUUUAAUACUGAAUCAACUCUUUGAUGAGACCUGAGAAAAUG
Molecule: messenger RNA, 1223 nt
Organism: Manihot esculenta (cassava)
Lineage: Eukaryota; Viridiplantae; Streptophyta; Magnoliopsida; Malpighiales; Euphorbiaceae
Exons: 3
Coding region: 148-771 (207 amino acids)
Cellular component (GO): chloroplast stroma; chloroplast thylakoid membrane
Source: RefSeq, a predicted model, not a curated record